Messenger RNA from Dufourea novaeangliae, 2189 nucleotides. It is a transcript of the gene how, whose product is annotated as protein held out wings. The record is from RefSeq and is a predicted model, not a curated record. Gene Ontology annotation, biological process: regulation of mRNA splicing, via spliceosome. NCBI's taxonomy places the organism in Eukaryota, Metazoa, Arthropoda, Insecta, Hymenoptera, Halictidae. Gene Ontology annotation, cellular component: nucleus. The coding region runs from base 842 to 1852 and encodes 336 amino acids. Gene Ontology annotation, molecular function: mRNA binding. The transcript has 8 exons.
GCAGUAGAGCCUAGAAUCCCGCAGCGCGUGUUUGUUUUUAAUUUCGCGAUCUACGAUCUAACUUUUUUAACAAUAGAACCCGACUCGUGAGAGAGGCUGUGUAUCCUCUCUUUAUUCUCUCCUCUCUCUCUCUUUUCUCUCUCUCUCUCUCUCUCUCUCUCCCUCUCUCUUAUUCCUUUUCUUUUUCUCUCUCCUCUAUCUCUCAGUUGUCUAAUUCUUUUGCCUUUCCCUCUCCCCAUUUGUUUUUUCCGUUUCUCCUCUCCUCUCUCUUUCUCUGCCCCUUCUCUCUUCAUUUCCCAUCCUCCUCCUCCUCCCUCUCCUGCCCAUUCCAGUCCUUUUCGUUUCUCUCACUCCUACUUCUCUCUCUCUCUUUAUCUCCCCCCCCCCUCUCACUGUCACUCUCUCCCCCCUUUUCCACAUCGUUCUUCACCUCACCGCCUCCUUCUCCUAACACAUAGUAUACUGACUCCGCUAUUUCUAAAAACGUAACGCAAUCGUGGCGACGUAUGCGAGGAGCGCGCCAGAGAAAAACCACGAGUGAGGAGGCGCGACGUACGAAUAUCGAGUUGUAUUAAUUGUGCGAGGAUAAAGAAAGCAAAGUGAUACAGUUGUGAAUAACGGAUUGAAAUUUACGUUAACGUUGUGCAAAACUAAACGUGAAAGAACCACCGUUGUAUCGGAUCUUGAUCGCAACCGCCGUCUGUCUCUUGCUAAUUUCACGUUUAACGUUCUUUUUUUUUCUCUCUCUCUCUCUUCGUCUCCCUUUUACUUGCGACACAAUUUUUGUCCAUCUUUUUUUCUAUUUUCGCGUGACCGCCAUAGGAGUAAUCAAGUAAUUGCAAUGUGUGAUAAUACUAACACGACGACGCAGAGUAUAGCGGACUACUUGUCACAGUUACUAAAAGACAGAAAGCAGUUAGCUGCUUUCCCUAAUGUCUUCAUACAUGUAGAGCGCCUACUAGACGAAGAAAUCGCGAAGGUGCGAGCGAGCCUAUUUCAAAUCAGUGGUGUCAGGAAAGAACCACUGGUUUUGCCAGAACCAGAUGGCGAAAUCAGAACGUUGACAGAGAAAGUUUAUGUACCUGUUAAAGAACAUCCAGAUUUUAACUUUGUUGGAAGAAUUCUUGGACCACGCGGGAUGACGGCUAAGCAAUUAGAACAAGAAACGGGAUGUAAAAUAAUGGUGCGAGGAAAAGGAUCUAUGAGGGACAAAAAGAAGGAGGAGCUAAACCGGGGUAAACCAAAUUGGGAACACCUAACGGAUGAGCUGCAUGUUUUAUUGACAGUUGAUGAUACGGAAAAUCGUGCCACAUUAAAACUUGCCAGAGCUGUGGAGGAAGUCAAGAAACUUCUUGUUCCCGUGCAGGCUGAUGGGGAGGAUGAACUAAAGAAGCGACAGUUAAUGGAGCUCGCUAUUAUAAAUGGUACCUACCGGGAUUCCAAUACAAAGGUUGGCGCAGUUACAGCUUGUGACGAAGAAUGGAGACGUGUCGCAGCAGCUGCAGCAGAAACACAGCGGCUUCUUCCUGGUUUGGCCACACCUAUGAGGACACCCAGUGCCCCAUUAGGUGCACCGUUAAUACUCUCGCCAAGGAUAUCUGUACCAACAACCGCAGCAUCUCUUCUAAACGGCACAGGUCCACCAGGAUCGCUUCUUUCAGCUGGCGAACCUCAUGGAUUAAUCUAUACUCCGUAUGCCGAUUACGCCAAUUACGCAGCCCUGGCAGCAUCGCCUCUACUCACGGAAUACACGACUGCUGAUCAUUCUGGUGCAGCAGGAGCUGCGAAACAGCGUAGGCACCUGGGUCAGAUUCGCGAGCACCCUUAUCAAAGGGCUGGUGCUUUGUCGUGAAUUCGGAGAGCGCAAUCACAAUACUAUACGCGCCUCCGCAAAGAGGCUUGGAGUGCUAACAAUGGAAUCCACUCGCCCAGUGCUAACACCUGGACUCUGGAACAACAUCCGCGUUCGAUUGAUUCACCAACCAGAUGACCACCUUCGUCGUUCGCAUCACCAGCCCUGUUCGUCAAGUUUAUCCAUCCUGUAUCCUUUCCGUGCUUUGAAAUUUUGUAAUUUCGUUUAAAAUUACUUCCGCCGUUUCGUUAGCAUUCAUGGCAAUUUUAUUUCGGACAGUCAACAUAUCGAAAUUUUCAUAAAAACUUUCAUAUUACCCAUAAACGCAGCAAAAAAU